CCAGUGAAUCGUUGCCCGCCUAGCUGCUGGUGCUGCUCGCCUGCCCUCGCCGGGGUUGCGCUGCGAUUGUCCGGUGUGGUGUGAGCGGCGCUUCGCGGACCUGUUGCUCGAGUCUCACGGCAGGUUCCGGAGGCGGACUCUCGUGCUUCAUGGCUCUGCUAGACCUUGUAUUUCAUUUUGUGUAGAAAAAGAAAAAAAAAGUCAGCGGUCUAAAGAAGACAAGCGCUGGGUCGAAGGGAGCUACGAGACGUCGGUGACCUGUUUUUGUUUUUCUACUAAUCUGAAGCUGAGUCGCUGCGCUGGGGAUUCAUUUGGAAAUUCUUUUCUCUUCUUUAUUUUUUUGAAUUGGAGGUUGACAAAGCACCACAAUGCUGAGCUUUUUACGGCGGACACUUGGGCGCCGGUCGAUGCGCAAGCAUGCCGACAAAGAGCGCCUGAGAGAAGCACAACGAGCCACCACGCACAUCCCUGCAGCUGGAGACGCCAAGUCCAUAAUCACUUGCCGGGUGUCACUGCUGGAUGGGACAGAUGUUAGUGUCGACCUUCCGAAAAAAGCAAAGGGAGAGCAGCUUUUCGAGCAAAUCAUGUACCACUUGGACUUGAUAGAGAAAGACUACUUUGGACUGAGGUUUAUGGAUUCUGCUCAGGUUCCACACUGGCUUGACAAUACCAAGAGCAUUAAGAAGCAAGUCAAAAUUGGACCACCAUAUUGCCUUCAUCUUCGUGUGAAGUUCUAUUCAUCGGAGCCCAAUAACCUGCAUGAAGAGUUAACACGAUAUUUAUUUGUGCUGCAGCUGAAACAAGAUAUUCUAAGUGGAAAGUUGGAGUGCACCAUCGAUACAGCCGUACAGCUGGCUGCCUUCUCCUUACAAGCUGAGCUUGGUGAUUGUGACCCUGCAGAACAUGGUCCAGACUUGGUAUCUGAGUUCCGCUUUAUUCCAGAGCAAACAGAAGACAUGGAGCUGGAAAUCUAUGAAAAGUGGAAAGAAUGCAGGGGCCAAAUGCCAGCCCAGGCUGAAAUAAAUUACUUAAAUAAAGCCAAGUGGUUAGAGAUGUACGGAGUAGAUAUGCACACUGUGAAGGCCAGAGAUGGCAAUGAGUAUAGCCUCGGAUUGACCCCUACUGGAGUCCUGGUAUUUGAGGGAGAGACGAAGAUCGGCCUUUUCUUUUGGCCCAAAAUAACCAGAUUAGACUUCAGGAAAAAUAAACUUACUUUGGUGGUGGUUGAAGAUGACGAACAGGGAAAAGAGCAGGAGCACACAUUUGUGUUUCGAAUGGACCAUCCAAAAGCCUGCAAGCACUUAUGGAAGUGUGCUGUGGAGCAUCAUGCUUUUUUCCGUUUAAGAGGCCCACUGCAAAAAAGCUCUUCCCAUCAUGGUUUCAUCCGAUUGGGAUCCCGCUUCAGAUUCAGUGGUAAAACGGAAUACCAAACAACAAAAGCCAAUAAAGCCAGGAGGUCCGCUUCAUUUGAACGGCGACCUAGCAGACGAUACUCAAGGAGGACAAUGCAGCACAGAGGACACAUGGGCAUCAGGAAUCAAGAUCAAGAUGGUCAGAUCAAUGGUGUUGGCCAACAUCCAGGAGCAAAGACAAGAAAUUUGCGACCAAAUUUCCCUGUGGUAAAUGCAAUGCCUGUUUCACCAGUUCCUGUGGAAAUCGAGCCUCUCCCAAGAAGUCCAGGUGCCAGCCACUCGGAGAAAAUGAGCGUCUCCCUGGCUGCUGAUUUACAAGGCAGCAAAGAAGAGCUUGGCACUUGCAUUGACGAGGUCAUCAGGGCGCCUGCUGCCAUAGCAACUGCUGGCAUGGCUGAAGAAACGGGCCCCAGUGUGGCUUCUGUUGGAUCCAAUGAAACUGUAGGAGAAGGCAUUACAGCAUGUGUUUAUGAAGAAGCAGCCGCAAAAAUGAAGCAACUAGAAAUUGAAAGCCUGUCGAUUCCAUCUCCUCCGAGAGCAAACAUCAACUUAAAUAUGAACAAUCAGGAAGAAGUGGUCAAGCUGACCGAAAAGUCCCUCAGCAGUGUGACCAGUAGUCCCAUGACUGUGACUGCAUCCCGGGUUCCUGAGGAUUUGAAAAGCAAUAUUCUGAAAGCGCAGGUCGAGGCAGCCUUAAAGGUAUCCAGAGAGGACGUGACCUUUCCAAGUGACAAAAACUGCAACAUUCAAGAGGCUGCAACCAGGAACAUAGCAAUUCUUGGAAAGAUUGCCAUUCCUUCAUCUUCACCAACACUAAGCAAGGAAGGCCAAGAUGUAAGAGACCUUCAGAAUGCUUCAAUCGCCAGCGUCCGUAGCAGCAGCAGUGAUCUGUCAUCAGGUACAAGUCAUGAACUGGCAGAGUCGUCUCUGGUGUCAACAUUUUCUGUAGAACCUGUAAAAGAGUCGUCCACAUUAAAGGCUCAGACUGAGGAACUGGACAAUCUGAUUUCAUCCUUGACCGAUAAUCUCAUUGACUUCACGGAUUCCACACCUCUGGUACAGAGUAAACCAGUCACCGUGCCAAGGUGGAUCAUCCCUGCAAAAAAACAGAAUGAAGGAUUCUCCAAUGGCCUCCUAGACAACGCCUCCCCAACAUUCACAGCUGCUCCGGCGACCCCUGAAUCUCUGCUGCUGACAGCUGGAGCUCCGUCAACUCCAACCAGAACAGCCACCUCUGUGAGUGCUGCGAAAUCAGAGACAAAAGACGUGUCAUCAAAGCCCAAACAUCUUCUGACGACUGAACUCUAAGGAGAAGACGGACUUGUCUCAGUGUUUUCUCCUCCGCUGUCUCUCUCUACUGUCACUGGAUUACGUCCACACAGGCCACAAAAGACCAAAACGUUAACGUGUGGAAACAAACUGCGGAGAUCUGUUCAAGCGAACUAACACGAUAUAACUAAACGGUGUUCCAGGUAUUGGAGCACAGAGGCAUCUGCACUAACCGAGGCCCCAAAGUGGAAUGUGGCGAGCUGCGCACAAACAAAAGCAGUUGGGCGGCGAGCCAUCGGUAGGUGGAAGAGAAACAUGAAGGAUGGACGGGUUCUUGAAAAGAUUCAUCUCAUUCCCAUUUAUUUAUUUACUUAAUCAUCCCAACUUGUGCUUUAUUUGAAGUCCUCUUCCACGGAGACGGAGUACGGACAGGCAGGCCGCGUAGUCUGUGAAGUCGGGCACACGUGACGGUUACGGUUAUUUGAGGUCUUCAGAUAUUCGGCAGCUGUCCUGAUUUACAUUUUUGGUAGUUUAACCUCUCAGUUUUAUAAAGUGAGUUUCUUUAAAUACAGAGCUGCUGCCCAGGCACGAGCGUUCAGUAAUUUAUAUUUUCCCAUUUAGUGAGGGGGAGCGCAAGAUCUUAUGAGACGACCGGUGGUGAACACAAAAUGUGACGCGACCUUCGAUUUUGCCGGGUCUUUUAUUUGCCUCAAAUCACGUCUGUUCAUCAUAUGUUACAAAACCGCUGUGCGUUAGCCGAUAUUUAAAGCACUGUGACGUUAAAUAUUAACUGCCAUUCUCACAUUAUAUUUAGUGUAUAUGUAACGUAAAAUAUAGAGGUUUAUUAUUUUACAUUUUAUAACUUUCAUUGGAUUCAAUUCAGGUUCUGCUUUUAACUCGGAUAUUAUUACGUAGCAAAUUAUUUUUAACAGAUGAAAGUUCAUUUCUACCUUGAAAUACUUUUGAUGUAUCUGUGCCUGCUGGUGGGCUGCUGUGUUCUGUGACCAUCACAUUAGCAGAAUCCCACUUGUAUCGAGGGAGCCAUGAAACUGGACUUGAGAGUGACGGACACUAAGAAUUGUUGAAUUAUGUUCUGCGCUUUCUCUUCACUUCAACUUGUUGUUAGAUGCGGCUGCCUGCAUGAGGUGCGAAACAAAAUUAAUGGGAUGUGAAGUCAGCCUGCCAGCCAGUUGAGGAGGAGUGUGCCAGUUGUGACUGAACUGUGAGCCCACAGCUGACAUAACUUCAGAACCUGGAGGAUCCCGGCUCGUUUAUUCACGUGUCGAGUGCGCUUAUGUAGUUUUAAGUCCUCUUCACAGGCGUUCUUGAAGACAAAGCUUCAUUACAGCGGCUCCCCGAGUAAAACCCAACUUAUCAGCUUCAUUCUUGUUACCCCACACCAAGCAAGUGCCCAUCGAGUCGCCUGCCAUGUUGAUGAGUAAACGGCACACGUGAAAGGAGCUUCGUCAAACUGUUACGAUCCCCACAUAGGGUUCUGCUCCAAGUCAGCACAUUGAAAUUUGUGUUCGACGAUGAUCUGCAGUCUGCGCUGUCUACUGUACAUCUCACUGGUCCUUACACUGGUCAUGUUUUGAAGUUGUCCGUUUGUUUCUUUAAUUUACACUGAAUAUGCAAACCCAGAGAACCUGCUGAACCCUAACCGUGCGAGUAGCUGUAAGCUGUGUGUGUUGUGAGAGAUUGUGCUCCCUGCAGGCUGUUGACGCCCUGACACUUUGGCGUGGCCCUUGCAGUUUCACGCUUUAGCGCUUUUACCUCUUGAUAUAAGUGCAAUUGGCCGAAUCUCUCUAGUGAGCGGUAAUUUAUUUUUUUAUUAAACGCACCAGGGUUUUCUAUGUACAUUUCACAAUGUAGCGUAGGCCAUAUUAGACGACGCUGCUCUUUUCUACUUUUGUAUGGAUGUUGGCCAAGAUCUGACCUGUAGAGUUCCUGCGGUUCUUUUUUGUAAGAUGUAGAUUUUCUUUUAAAAUAAAAAAAUAUUUGAAUCGUU
Messenger RNA from Erpetoichthys calabaricus (reedfish), 4689 nucleotides. It is a transcript of the gene epb41l5, whose product is annotated as erythrocyte membrane protein band 4.1 like 5. The record is from RefSeq and is a predicted model, not a curated record. Gene Ontology annotation, cellular component: cytoskeleton. Gene Ontology annotation, molecular function: cytoskeletal protein binding. Lineage: Eukaryota; Metazoa; Chordata; Cladistia; Polypteriformes; Polypteridae. The coding region runs from base 369 to 2720 and encodes 783 amino acids. The transcript is spliced from 26 exons.